This is a messenger RNA of Babjeviella inositovora NRRL Y-12698, 5010 nucleotides long. RefSeq names its product Tsm1p (gene TSM1). The transcript has a single exon. Lineage: Eukaryota; Fungi; Ascomycota; Pichiomycetes; Serinales. Gene Ontology annotation, cellular component: transcription factor TFIID complex. Gene Ontology annotation, biological process: transcription initiation at RNA polymerase II promoter. The record is from RefSeq and is a predicted model, not a curated record. Bases 1 to 5010 code for a protein of 1669 amino acids. Gene Ontology annotation, molecular function: transcription cis-regulatory region binding; RNA polymerase II general transcription initiation factor activity; chromatin binding.
AUGCACACAACGCCGCGCAGACCCAAGGGCUUCACCGUGGACCUCUCCACGCAGCCGUUCCGUGUCGCGCACCAGAAAAUCGCGGUGGAUCUCGACCUCGCGCGCAACACGCUCGCGGGCUUUACGGAAAUCACCGUGAUCCCCACGGACCCGCACCUCAAGAACAUCAAGCUCGACUGCCGCGGGCUCGCGGUCAAAAACGUAUGGGUCAACAAUCGCAAAACGUCGUUCCGCCACGCGGACCAGCUCAACAUCUUCCGUGACGACCUCCACUUCGAGCAGCCCGCCGCGCGCGCACCCGAAACGUACACGUACUUCGGGCCCAAUUCGCGACACAUUGGCAUUCACCAGCACCAGCUCGUCAAGACGCGUCUCCACUACCUCUUCCAGGAAGGCAACACCGAAGAGCUCACGGUGGUCAUGCCCGAACGGCUCAAGAUCACGCUCCGCGACUCCGCGCAGUUCAGCUCGUUGACGCCCAUGCGCGACUCACCACGCACGCCACAGACCGGCGAAUACAUAUACACGCCGCUCACCGUGAAGGUCGAGUACGCGUGCCAUAACCCCAAGACGGGGCUCAAUUUCAUCUCAGGCGAGCUCUCUGCGAGACCGCGAGCGCAGUGGCAUGCGUACACGACGAACUCGGAGUACAACAUUGCGACAUCGUCAUGGGUGCCGUGUGUGGACAAUCUCUGGGAGCGAUGCACAUGGCUGGUGGAAAUUGCUAUUCCAAGGACGGUUAUGGAUAUCGGUACGAGCGCGCGCGCCAGCGAAACGAGUGCGAAUAUUAGCCGAGGGGAUCGGGCAAGUGCGCGCUCGCACGCUCGUGGCAGCGCCCGCACAGCCUCGGAGGAAGCGGCGACCCUCACCUCUGACGAGGUUUUAGAGGUUUCCGACGAAGACGACAACUGGGAACUCAUCCUCUGUUGCGGCGAUCACCACGCCAAGGAAACCCCCCACGCGGACCUCUCUAAAAAGCUCGUCAGUUGGCAGCUCUUCAGCCCCGUCGCCGCGCACCACGUGGGCUGGGCUGUCGGCCCGUUCAACGCCAUCUCUUUCCCGUCCCUUAACGAGGAUGAAACCGAUGACAAAGAUGCCGGCUCGGUUCCCGCCACCAUCUACUGUCUCCCCGAGGCGAGCGAAGCAGCCCUCAACACGUGCGUGUUUAUGAGCAAGGCCAUUGACUUCUUUUCCAAGGAGUUUGGCUCGUUUCCGUUCUCAUCCUACGCGGUCUGCUUUGUAGCGGAGCCUGCGUGCGAAUCGGCCGCGUUUGCGGGGCUCUCCGUCGUCUCUGACAAGGUCCUUUACACCCCAGACCUCCUCGAGCCGAUGUUUCCCUCCACCGAAACGCUUCUCCACACGCUCACGAACCAGUGGUCGGGGGUCAACUUGGUGCCGCGCACCAGCGACGAUAUCUGGGUGGUGAUCGGGAUCUCACACUAUAUGAGCCUCCAGUACAUCCGCCAGCUCAUGGGCCAGAACGAGUACAAGUUCCGGGUCAAGCGGCAGGCGGACCAGAUCUGUGAGGAGGACGUGGGGAAACGGCCGCUUGCGGACCAGUUCUGGAGCUAUCCCUUGAGCGACAAAGACUUUGGUUUCCUCAAGCUUAAGGCGCCGAUUGUGUUGUUCAUCCUCGACAAACGGAUGACCAAGACGGACAAAUCGUUCGGGCUCUCGCGCGCGUUGCCCAAAUUGUUUCUCCAGGCGAUGCUGGGCGACCUCCCCAACGGCUCGCUCUCGACUGCACAUUUCCAGCACAUUUGUGAGAAGGUUGCACACCACAAGAUGGAGGCGUUCUUCCGCCAGUGGGUGUAUCGUGCGGGGGUCCCUGUAUUCCAGGUGUCGCAGAAGUUUAAUAAAAAGCGGAUGUUCAUCGAGAUGACGAUCAAGCAGGUGCAGGCGAUGGACGCGACGGAGGGACAUAGCCACUUUGCAACGUUUUUGCGCGACGCCGUCGCGCACAUCGAAGACGAGCACGUAUACCCGGUACAGCCGGUCUUCACGGGGCCGAUGACGAUCCGGAUCCACGAGGCGGAUGGGACGCCAUAUGAGCACAUUGUGGACUUGAAGGAGGGCACGACCAAGUUGGACAUCCAGUAUAACACCAAGUACCGGCGGACCAAGAAGCUGCACAAGGAGUUGUCGCGCGACGCGCGCGUAAAGGCGGCCGCACGCGAAGACACGCGUGGUGAGGCGCGUGACCCGGACGCUGCGCUCUUUGAUGAACACGGCAAUGUGAUCCACCGCUUAGGUGACGUGCUCCUGCUGCCCGCAGAGUGCCGUGAAUGGGGCCUUGUGGAGUGGCCCAAGGAGGAAGAGGAGCGCAUGGCUAACGAAGCGUUCGAGUGGAUUCGCGUGGAUGCUGACUUUGAGUGGAUCUGCAAAACCGCGGUCGCACAGCCGGAGUACAUGUUCGCGUCGCAGCUCCAGCAGGACCGCGACGUGGAGGCGCAAUUCGACGCGCUCCGGUUUUUCCGUGAGCGCAAGCCCAGUACGUUAUUCGCGACGCUUCUCACGCGCACGGUAAUGGAUACACGCUACUACUACGCGAUCCGCACAGAAGCCGCGCGCACACUUGCGGGCUAUGCAAAGGAAGAGAACGGCUAUCUCGGGCUCCGGUUUCUCCUCCACAUCUUCCGGGCGCGCUUCUGUUUUCGAGACAGCGACAUUCCCAUGACCAAUGACUUUACAGAUUUUUCCGACUUUUGGUUGAAGAAACAGGUUCCGGGCUACCUUGCGCUGAUCAAGGACAACCAGGGCAACUGUCCCAACGAGGUCAAGUGUUUCCUUCUCUCGUUGCUUCGCUAUAACGACAACAUCAGUAAUCCGUUCAACGACUGCUUCUACGUUGCGGACUUGAUCCGCGCACUCGCGACAUCUAUUGCGAACCCGUACCACGCGCGUGCAGCUGAUGCGUGCGAUGACCACUUCGCCGAGAUUCUCGCUGAAAUCAACCGCAUGCGCGAGCUCGAUAUCCUCCUCCCGUCCUACCAGAAGAUUAUCUCGCUUACCGCCCUCACCGAGAAGCUCAAGCUCGCGCGCCACGGCCACAUCAAGCUCCCGUUCGCAGAGCUACUCCACUUCACCCAGCCCACGUUCGAUGAUGCUAUCCGCCUCGUCGCGUUUGAGGCGCUUUUGUCGCUUGGCGCGUUGAAGAACGCCGCGGUUCUCCGCUACUUCUUUGUCACGGCCUUCGGUGAGGCCGCAUCGCCGUACUUUCGCGCACGUCUCGUCGACGCGUUUGUGACGUCUAUUGGCAUGGCCGCGGUCCAUGGUACCCCCCUGAUGCUUGACGACCCUGAGUUCCACGCGCCCGCAGCCCGGGACCCGGACAAGGAUUCCAAUGUGGGCAGCUUGAUCGUGGUUGAGGAUGGCGCGCAGGCCGAGUUGAGUGCGCGCCGUGACGCACACGCGCGCGCUACGCUCGACGGGUCGAUUGAGAUUCUUCGCCGUGACUACGCACGCGGCCGGGGUCUCCGCAAGUUUUUGUGGAAGUGCUUGCAUACCACGAUGCUUUCUCUUCGAGAGAAGCGCGACUUGUUUGGCGUAUGCCAGGUGUUGUACAGGUCCGUAGACUCGUUUACGAUCAGCUUGGGCAUUCCGAACGUUGAAGCGAAGGAUUUGAUGAAGAAAAUCGUGGCGAAGGACUUGGGCGGGGGGAAGGUGGUGGUGCGCCGCGAGGGGCGGUUCAAGAUCCAGUUAUUUACCAAGUUGGUGAAGCCGAAAGAGAAGCUUGUGUUAAGUUUGGGCAAGGGUGAGACAAAUCCGGGGGCUGAGAAACUGGCAAUCACCGAAGCGAUCCCGGCCCUGUCGGUUACUCCACUGUCAGCCUUUGUACCCACAGACGCCAGCGCCACUCCCGAUGCCAAGUCUGAGCCUAAGAUCAAGUUCAAAUUGGGCGUCAAGAAGGCAGCCGAACCCGUGGUGUCUGAGAUGAAGGAGGAUUCUCCCGGAGUUGAAGAGCCCAAGUCGGAAACGGUUGAGCUCUCAGCCGUUAUAAAGUCACUGAGGGAGAAAAAGCCGGCCAGAGAGUCUAAAAGGACCAAGACGCAGAAAGUGGAGUUAGCUCUGGAAACCCCGAACGCCGAUGGGGCAUUUGAGCUGGCAACGCCGGUGAGGAUGUUGGAGCCAAAGGAGAGCCAUAAGGAGUCAGCUGAGAGGAAGGAGCCUGCCCUUGAGCUCGGACCGGCUGUACUAGCGACCAGUAAACUGGUUGAAUCGCCAAAGAAAGUACAGGAUUCCUCCAAAGCACUUGUCCCGCUUGUCCUGUUCAGCAAGAAGUUCCGCCGAUUUGACGUUGUGUUCAAGCUUCUGGCACAGAAGUUGGCGUCGGUUACUGAUAAACGUCCGAUGGUGCUGUCAGAAAUUCUCAGAUCUCUGCCAGGUGAGCUCCGCUAUGUAAAGCUCAGCCUCAGAGAAAAGAAGGUGACCGUCUCUACCGAGCUGUUUAGGCCAAAAACAGAACCAAAAACAGAGACCCGCGUGAGCGUGGUGACGUUGAAGACCCGAAAGCCAGAAAAGUGGGAGGUGGAUCCGUUGCCUGAGAAACCUUUGUCGCGUAAGGUUUCGCCCGAGGUUUCGCCUGAGGCCUUACCUCUUCCAAAGAAAAUCAAGCUUGGGUUCAAGAUCAAGGCUCCGGUUAUGGUAGACGGCGACAACGUUCUGGCGUUAUCCAAGGCCACCCCCACACCUUCACCGCCACCACCCUCGGGAUCUCCACCGCCGCCGCCGCCCUCCAACGGAACCAAACCACCCCCUGCUGGACCUCCACCUCCGCCACCGCCGCCAGGUGUUGCCCCACCGAAGUCAAAAUCGCCCACCAGCGGCUCAGAAAGCCCGGAGGGUGACACCUUUAGAACGAAGACCAAGAAGGCCAGUUUUCGGCCUUCAGUGGGGUACGAUGACGACAGACGUGGAUCUCGCUCGCCUACGCCGACUGGAAUGGACCAUCCGAGAGAGAAGAGAAAAGGUUUAUUGGAGCCACGGCGGGACGGGAAGACUGGUAGAUAG